UCGGGUCAAAGAUUAUAUCAACGAAAUAUCGAGUAUUUAAAUUUUUACCAUUUUCCCUUAAUUGAGAGUUCAAUUUUGAAUACCGAUAUACAUGAAUAAAUAUUUUUUUUAUAAUUGCUAUUUGCUACUUGUUAUCUCUUACUCUUAAUUUGUGGUCUCUAGUGGCGAGGGUUUUUUACUAAACUGUAUCUUUAUUCUCAUCAAAUAAAUUAUGAUAAUUUUAAAGGGAAGUACUUUAAUAAUGAACUCCAAAAUGCAUUUAUCAAGAAAGUUGUUAACGGCCAUGGCAGCAUACUCUACAAAAGUUUCCUUAAACGAAGUGGUAAUAGCAUCUGCAGUCAGAACUCCUAUAGGAUCGUUCAGGGGAAGCCUUUCGUCGUUAUCAGCCACCGAGCUUGGAGCUGUUGCCGUCAAAGCGGCUAUCGAAAGAGCCGGCAUUCCUAAGGAAGAAAUUAAAGAGGUGUACAUGGGUAAUGUUUGUGCGGCAUACCUUGGACAAGCUCCAGCCAGACAAGCAGUAAUAUUUGGUGGCAUGCCAAAAAGCACAAUAUGCACUACAGUAAACAAAGUUUGUUCUUCUGGAAUGAAGUCAAUCAUGUUGGCUGCACAAGGCCUACAAACUGGAGCUCAGGAAGUAAUGCUUGCGGGUGGCAUGGAAUCUAUGUCAAAUGUACCUUUCUACUUAAAAAGAGGUGAAACUUCUUAUGGUGGAAUGCAGUUAGUUGAUGGUAUAGUGUAUGAUGGGCUUACAGAUGUCUAUAACAAAUUUCACAUGGGCAAUUGUGCUGAAAAUACAGCAAAAAAACUUGGUAUAUCAAGGCAAGAGCAAGAUGAUUAUGCCAUAUCUAGUUACAAACGAAGUGCAGCUGCUUACGAAUCAAAAGCCUUUGUUGAUGAAUUAAUCCCAGUAUCAGUACCUCAGAAGAGAGGUGCACCCCCAGUAUUAUUUUCUGAAGAUGAAGAGUACAAAAAGGUUAAUUUUGAGAAGUUUAAUAAACUGUCAACAGUAUUUCAAAAAGAAAAUGGCACAGUUACAGCAGGCAAUGCUUCAACACUAAAUGAUGGUGCUGCAGCACGUUUAAUGACAGCGGAAGCUGCACAUAGGUUGAAUGUAAAACCAUUAGCUCGUAUCAUUGGAUUUGCUGAUGGAGAAUGUGAUCCAAUUGAUUUUCCCAUUGCACCAGCUGUAGCUAUCCCAAAAUUGUUGGAAAAAACUGGUGUCAAUAAAGAUGACAUAGCACUUUGGGAAAUCAAUGAAGCCUUCAGUGUUGUGGCUGUUGCUAAUCAGAAGAUGUUGAAUCUAGACCCUUCUAAAUUGAAUGUCCAUGGUGGCGGAGUUAGUCUUGGUCAUCCAAUAGGCAUGUCUGGAAGCCGUAUAGUAGUUCAUUUAUGCCAUGCUUUAAAAAAGGGAGAAAAAGGUGUUGCAGCAAUUUGUAAUGGAGGCGGCGGAGCUUCAUCAAUUAUGAUUGAAAAAUUGUAAGUUCUAUUAGGUUUGCUUUUAAAAAUUGGUUUUUGGUGAAUUAUAUUGUAAAUAUAAAAUACACAUAUGGUUUUAAAAUACUUUAUAAUUAUAGAGGAUUCCUUAACUCAAACCUUGUGCCUUAAAAGCUGAAUAUGAAUGUAAUCUUUCAAACAAAUAUAUUACAUAGCUUUAAGCAAAAAUGUUUUAUGCUUGUUUUAGCAUUGUUAACUGUAUACUUCACAGGUUUUUUGAAAUAUUAUUUUGUUAAAGCAAUAAAUUAUUAUUUUUAUUA
Molecule: messenger RNA, 1754 nt
Organism: Danaus plexippus (monarch butterfly)
Lineage: Eukaryota; Metazoa; Arthropoda; Insecta; Lepidoptera; Nymphalidae
Gene: Acat1
Product: acetyl-CoA acetyltransferase B, mitochondrial
Biological process (GO): fatty acid beta-oxidation
Molecular function (GO): acetyl-CoA C-acetyltransferase activity
Source: RefSeq, a predicted model, not a curated record